CCUCAAAUCUGUUUUCAAUCUUGUUUAAUUGGCUAUCAUCCAUUGCCUCCUUCCAGUUACUCCCCUCUCUUACAGUCCAGAGACAGACGCUAUUGCAAAAGACAAGAACAGAGUCUGACACUCAGUCUGCACUUAACAGCAAACAACCCAGCAGCAGAAGUUGAGUUCUGAAGAGCUGCAAACGGCAUUGUGUAGCUUACUUUGUAAGAACUCUGCUUCCAAUUCAGUUCUAAUGGAAAACACAACGAAUUCAACUUAUUAUAUUGAUUAUUAUGAUGGAUAUUCUGAUACAGAAGAUUAUUCUGUAGCCAGCCCUGAUGAGGACGUACAUCUUGGAUACUGCAGGGAAGCAGCAUGUAUAAUUAUGGUGAUCUUUAAUGUGAUCAUAUUCCUUCUUGGCAUCAUUGGAAAUGGCGCGGUGAUCUGGAUUACUGGUUUUAAGAUGAAGAAGUCAGUGAACACCACCUGGUACCUGAGUCUGGCUCUGUCUGACUUCCUUUUCUGCGCUACUCUCCCUUUCACCAUUGACUACAACUUGAAGGGGAGCUGGAUCUUUGGGCUCUUCAUGUGCAAGUUCAACUCUUUUGUUAUGACCCUCAAUAUGUACAGCAGCAUUUUCAUCCUGGUCAUCAUUAGUGUGGAUCGCUGCAUCACCGUCAAGUUUCCCGUCUGGGCCCAGAAUCAGCGCACCGUACUGAAAGCUUCUGUAGUUGUUUUGUUAGUUUGGUUCGUGUCUUCUUUGCUUAGCAUUCCACCUGCCAAAUUCAGAGAGACUACGAAUAUAGGAUCAAAAGACAUAUGCUAUAGCAACUAUGAGCAUCACCACAAAACUGUUGUGUUAAUGCGCUUUAUUUUGGGGUUUUUGAUUCCAUUCCUGACCAUCUUCAUCUGUUACUCCAUCCUGAUCCGUAAACUUAGAGCAAACCAAAUGUCCAAAUUCACCAAACCCUUCAAGAUCAUGACGUUACUGAUCACAACUUUUUUCAUCUGUUGGUUGCCAUUUCAAGUAGUUUCCAUUUUAGAGUUGGACCGAACCGAGCACAGCUCUGCCUUUCACAUAGCCCAACAAGUAUCCGGCAGUCUCGCCUGUGCAAACAGUUUUCUAAACCCGUUCAUCUAUGCAUUCAUGGCCAAGGACUUUAAGAAGAGAUGCUAUUCCUUUCUUUACAAGAUUGAGAGCGCCAUUGAUGAGGAGACCUAAAGUACUUUAGGAGCAACUUCAAUCACCAAUUCUGUGGAUAACAGACAUUCCACUGCUUUCUGAAACUUUAACACGAGUCAUGGACUAAAGAGGAUUCUGGCCCAUAGAAACGAUUUGGCAUUAAGUAGUGCAGUUAUUUUGUCUGUUGCACGUUUGAGCUUGGAAAAUUAAAAGUUGAAGAUAAAACAUUUUUAAAUAAAGGUUCAAUAUAAGCUACUUUACAAGUCAUUAUAUUUUGUUUAUGAUAGCUAUUAAAUAUUUACAGUUUUUAUCUUACCAUAUAAGUUACUGAUUAACACAUGGGGUGGGGUGAAUGGGGAGUUAAAAUUAUUUGUGGUUUUUGAAUGUAUGUCUUAAACAUCAUUUGAAAAGAUAAUUAAAA
Messenger RNA from Carassius carassius (crucian carp), 1583 nucleotides. RefSeq names its product chemerin-like receptor 1. Gene Ontology annotation, biological process: positive regulation of cytosolic calcium ion concentration; inflammatory response; regulation of calcium-mediated signaling. Gene Ontology annotation, molecular function: G protein-coupled receptor activity; complement receptor activity. The record is from RefSeq and is a predicted model, not a curated record. The transcript has 2 exons. The coding region runs from base 233 to 1201 and encodes 322 amino acids. Lineage: Eukaryota; Metazoa; Chordata; Actinopteri; Cypriniformes; Cyprinidae. Gene Ontology annotation, cellular component: plasma membrane.